Messenger RNA from Cyprinodon variegatus (sheepshead minnow), 2290 nucleotides. RefSeq names its product GTPase IMAP family member 7-like. The record is from RefSeq and is a predicted model, not a curated record. The annotation marks the transcript as partial. The transcript has 2 exons. NCBI's taxonomy places the organism in Eukaryota, Metazoa, Chordata, Actinopteri, Cyprinodontiformes, Cyprinodontidae. Gene Ontology annotation, molecular function: GTP binding.
UUGCCUCCUAUUUUCUAUGAUCCAGAUAAUGAGCCGAGCCUAGAAGCAGAGUGUCUCCGGAUUGUUCUGAUGGGGAAAACUGGUGGUGGAAAGAGCUCUUCAGGAAACACCAUCCUGGGGAGAAAACAGUUUGAAGCUAAAGCGUCGCAGCAGUCAGUCACCAAAAACUGCCAAAAAGCCCAAACCAGCGUUGGAGGUCGUCCCAUCAUUGUGGUGGACACUCCUGGUCUGUUUGACAACACUCUGUCCCCUGAGCAGGUGGAUGAUGAGCUGAUGAAAUGCAUCAGUCUUCUGGCUCCAGGUCCACAUGUCUUCCUGCUCGUGUUACAGAUCGGCAGAUUCACCGAAGAAGAGAAAAGGACUUUAAGACAAAUGAAGAAGGUUUUUGGUAAAAACUCAGAAAACUUCACCCUCAUUCUUUUCACUGGAGGAGACAGGCUGGAAUAUGAGGAGAAGACGAUUGAAGAGUAUAUUAGACAGGGAUGUGAUGAAUCAUUUAAGAAAUUAAUUCAUGACUGUGGAGAAAGAUACCACGUGUUUAACAAUUACAAUAAAAACAACCGCAAACAAGUUGUUGAGCUGAUGCAAAAGAUCAACACCAUGGUGAAGGAGAACGGAGGAAGCUGCUUUACGAGUGAAAUGCUGCAAGAAGCUGAAGCUGCCAUCCAGAAAGAAGUGAAGAGAAUCCUCAAGGAGAAGGAGGAAGAGAUUAAAAAACUAAAGGAGGAACUCGAAAGAAAACACGAGGAAGAAAAGGAAACAAUGAGAAGAAAAAUGGAGGAACAGAAAACAGAAAUGGAAAAAGAGAGAAAACAGAGAGUUAAACAACUUAAAGAGAUGGAAGAAAACAUCAAGAAGGAGAGGGAGCAGAAAAAGAAAGAGCAGCAGAUAAGAGAAAAAGAAGAAAAGAAGAGAAAAGCAGAGGAAGAACAACAUCAACAAAAGUGGGAAACAGAACGACAAGCUUUAGAGAAAAAGAUUAAGAAGGAGUCAGAAGAAAAGGGAACCAUCAACAGAAAACUGGAAGACGUGAGAAAACAGAUGGAAGAAAAACGAGACGCCUGGGAGAAGGAGAGGAAGGAGUGGUGGGAAAAACGACACCGAGAGGAUGAAGAGAGAAGAGAAGAACUGAAGAGGCUUCAAGAGAAGUUUGACAAAGAAAGAGAAAAAUAUGAAAAGCAAAGCAGAGAAGAAGAUAAAAGGAGGACAGAACAGGAGAAGGAGAGAAAAGAAUUAGAGGAAAAAUACCGGAAACAACUGGAGGAAGUGAAGAAGAAGUUUGAAGACGAGGCCAGAAAACACGCCGAAGAAUUUAAUGAAUUCAAAAUCAAAUAUAAGAAUCAGUUUGCUUCUCUUUUGCAAAAACACGAUGAAGAAAUAAUGGAAAUAAAGGAAAAACAAAAGAAAGAACUACAAGAAAAACUUAGAGACAGUUAGAGCGAAGCAAGGAGGAAAAUGAGAGCUUCAUGGUGGGACAGCAGUAGGGAGCAUUUGAAGCUUUCAGCAGGUUUAAAAACCCACAGUUUAAAAACCAUGAUCGUUUGAUCCUUAAUUUCCUUCAAUUGACUUUGGGGAAAUGGAUAAUAAAAGAAAACAUACAAUAAAGUCAUUAAUGAUCAUUUGAUCGACUGAAUGGUAUCUGGAGAAAAUGUUAUAGUUUAAAAUAUUCAACUGACUGCAAAAAUAAUUUAGAUAAACACAAGUGAAAUAAUAAAUGUGUAAAAUGUUAUUACAUUAUCACUUAUAUUUUAUAUAUUUUUAACUCUUUUUUGACAAAGAACAACAAUUAAUGCUGUUAGCCUUAAUAAAGGAUAGCAGCUAACAUGCGAUUCAUUAAACUGGUUUAAUGAGAAAUAAGCUGAGUACUAUGGGAUUAUUUUAAGUGUGACAUAAAAUGUUGUUUUAAAUGUUAUAUGAAUCUGCCUUUUCUUUUGGUCCUAAAUGUUUAUUUCUACAUUUCUUCCUUCAGUUAUCUGAAACUGAUGAAUAGCAGCAGCUGUUUGCUGCACAAAGGAGAUCAUCUGCUGUUUCCAUGAGUUAAUAGAGUUGAACAAAGCUGCUUUUAACUGCAGUCAUGUAAGAUUUAAGUUCUUUGUUUCCUGCUGUGUUCAGCAUAAAAUGAGAAAUCUGUCUUUAAUGAUUUUAUGUCUUAUUAAAGAUUUAACAAGUUACAUCUAAAAACUGACACUUUAAACUGUUUUGAGUCGUUAUAUUUACAUAUUCUAUGCUUACUACUUCAUAAAAAUAACAUAAAAAUUAUGGCUCUGAAAUUAUGGGUGAUUUGUAUUGA